CUGUCUUUGGUCUCUGCAAACCUGCAUAUGUGCAUAUCUUUGCCUCAAUAUCCAUUCACUCUCACUUUUUUUACAUUCUCUCUGGUUUCUCUUCCCCCGCUUCAUCCUUCACGCCUCUGCAAUCUGCUUUGCUAACACCCAAUUCGGAUCCUUAAUCCUCUCCCGCAUUUUUGGUUUUGGGGAAGUUGAAGUUGCUCAGAAUGUACUCGGCGAUUCGGUCGCUACCGUUGGAUGGGAUGGUGGGGCACGGUGGGGAGUACCAAGGGUCGCUUGAUGGGACCAACUUACCUGGUGAUGCCUGCUUGGUUCUCACCACGGAUCCGAAGCCCCGCCUACGCUGGACUGCUGAGCUUCACGAGCGCUUUAUUGAUGCUGUCACCCAGCUUGGUGGCCCUGACAAAGCAACACCCAAGACAAUUAUGAGAACAAUGGGAGUAAAAGGUCUUACACUUUAUCACUUGAAAUCGCAUUUGCAGAAAUACCGGUUGGGGAAGCAAUCAAGCAAGGAAUCAGCUGAUAACUCUAAAGAUGCUUCCUGUGUUGCAGAAAGUCAGGACAGUGGUUCAUCUACAACAUCAUCUAGAAUGGCUGCACAAGAUCUAAAUGAUGGUUACCAGGUGACUGAGGCUCUGCGAGUACAAAUGGAAGUGCAGCGUAGACUGCAUGAACAGUUAGAGGUACAGCGUCAUCUUCAACUUCGGAUUGAAGCCCAAGGCAAAUACCUACAGUCAAUACUUGAGAAAGCCUGUAAGGCUCUGAAUGAUCAGGCUGUGGCAUCUGCUGGUCUUGAAGCUGCUAGGGAAGAACUUUCUGAGCUAGCCAUCAAGGUCUCCAAUGAUUGUCAAGGGAUGGUCCCGCCUGAAACCAUGAAACUACCUUCCUUGUCUGAACUUGCUGCAGCCCUAGAGAGCAAAAAUGUUUCCAACAUGCCAGCCCAUAUUGGCAACUGCUCUGUAGAAAGCUGCCUGCCUUCAACUGGAAGCCCUGCUUCACCAAUGAAUUUGGGUCCUCAGGCUGCUGCUGCUGCUCUGAAGAAGAGGCCAAGGCCCUUGCUUAGCAAUGGAGACACCCUGCCCUUGGAAGGCAAUAUAAGGCAACAAGUAGAGUGGGUGAUGCCUAAUAUUGGUUGAAAUAGCAGACAUCUCCAUCUUAGAAGUUAGAAAUGGAACCUUUUCCUUGUUUAUUUUUUGUUCUUUACCCAUGUCUAGUGUCUUGUUAAUCCAAUUGUCCUCUCUGGUAUCAACCAUACCAUCAUCUGUAUAUUCUAAUCGCAGAUCCUUCUACGUUUUGCCUUCUUUCUAUAUUUCCAACUUAAAGUUGCCAUCUUUUAGUUAUACAGGCAGGGUAAGUUCAGAAAUUAUUCUUGUUUGCAGUCGGGAAUUAAAUUAAAUAUAGGAGU
Molecule: messenger RNA, 1399 nt
Organism: Rubroshorea leprosula
Lineage: Eukaryota; Viridiplantae; Streptophyta; Magnoliopsida; Malvales; Dipterocarpaceae
Source: the annotation of a GenBank genome assembly